GCCCGCGUGGCAGUUAUGCCGCCCGCGUCCGUUGCGGAGCGGGAAGAUGCCAUGAAGAAAGGCAUGGGGCAUCAACUGCCUGCAAUCCCGGCGGGUCGGCUCUCGCGGGCACGAGGGGCGGCACUUGGAUUCCCACGUUUUCCACCCACCAAGUCAGCAGCAGACCAUCCCCAUGACCCAUCCGCGGCGCGCCGCGUGGUUCCCCGCAGCCCCAGCCACCAUUUAACGCCUGACGACGCCGUGGUCACCGCACCAGACGCCAAUCCCCACCACCACCACCGCCUCCCAAGUCCCAGCCUGCCUCCUCCGUCCUCUCCCCCAAGCCCGUCUCGUCUCUGUUCCCGUGCACUCAGACUCAGCGGCGGCGAGAUGGACAGCGCCGACGCGGCGACGCCGGCGCCGCUCGGCGCGUGGGCGUGGAUCCGGGGAUACUUCACGCCGGCCACGCUCUUCCUCGUCGUCAACCUCGUCAUCGGCACCAUCGCGCUCACCUCCCGCGCCACCCAGCAGCGCCGUCGCAGGGAGCACUACUACCACGACGACGCCCACGGCCCCGGCCACCACCUCCAAGAGGAACCGCUGCACCCGCAGAUGGAGCAACCGGGGUACGGACACUACUACCACCCGGAGCAGACGCUGUACGCGGCGCCGCCUCCGCCCGCGCCGCUCGCGCGCACGUCCUCUGUUCUUGACCGGCUCAGGUCGCUCGGCCUCUACCGCUUCCGCUCCGGCGAGUUCCCGCCCGAGUACGGCGCUGCUGCUGCGGCGGCGGCGGCGCCGAACUACGCGCAGGAUGUGUCCGCUCCGGUGGGGGAGGAAGAGACGACCGCGACGGCGCACUACGCCAGGAGCCGGUCCGAGCCGGCGCCUUCUGCGCGGGAGGAUGAGAGGAGGCCGGCGCUGCCCAGGGUGAAGAAGUCGGGCCCGGAGGUGAGAAAAUCACAAGUGGCGCCGGCGCCGCCCAGGGUCGUCAAGGCGGUCGCCGAGGUCGACGACUCCGUGGAGGAAGCGGGGGCGGAGGAAGCCGUCGGCGGUUUCAGGCGGGUCCCGUCGCCGCUCCAGCAAGAGUACCACUACCAGGAAGAUUACGUUCCUCCUCCGGCGCGGGCGCGGGCGCGGGCGCCAGCGGCACCGGCCCCGCUGCAGCGCACGUCGUCCGUCCUGGACCGGCUCCGCUCGCUGGGGCUCUACGGCUUCCUCGCUCCCGACCAACCCACCGCCGCCGCGCCAGUUCCAGCGACCGAUGCCUUCGCCACCCACGGGGACGAGAACCGGCACGCGCACUACGACAGGAGCCGGUCCGAGCCGGCACCGGUGCAGGGCAAGAAGGAGAAGAAGCAGGAGGCGAAGUCAAGAAUGGCAAAGUCGGGCUCGGAGACGAGGAAGACGCCCGCUCCGAGGCCGGUGGAGGCCGGCGGCGAGUGCGUCAACGCGAGGGCGGAGGCAUUCAUCGACAGCUUCAGGCAGCAACAGCAGCAGGUGGUGCAGCACUACCAGGAGGAGGAGUACGUCCCGCCUCCAGCGCCCGCGCCGCUGUCGCGCACGUCGUCCGUCCUGGACCGCCUCCGCUCCUUCGGCCUCUACCGCUUCCGCUCCGGCGACCUGGGCCCCGACCUCCCCGCCGCCGCCGACACGGACGAGAAGGAGAAGGAGCAGACGGCGCACUACGGGCGGAGCCGGUCGGAGCCGGCGCGGGAGCAGGGCAAGAAGACGAACAAGCAGGAGGCGAGGAUGAGCAAGUCGAGCUCGAGCGGCGUCGUGGAGGAGGCGGCGGCGGCGGAGACGGAGCAGUGCGUGGACGCGCGCGCGGACGACUUCAUCAACAAGUUCAGGCAACAGCUGCAGCUGCAGCGGCUCAACUCGCUGCUCAACUACAAGGAGAUGCUCAACCGCGGCGGCGGCGGCGGCAAGCAGUAGGAGCCUAGCGUCGCCGCAUGAUCAGUCAUCUGUGCGUGCACGGCAGAGAAGGGUUGCAUGCAGGAAUUGGCUAGCUAGAUAGUAGGAUCCAAAUUCCAAAAACCUACUAAAACAUCAAUCUUUGGUCAACUACUAGAGUGUGGGUUAUACAGUGCUGUUCUUUUUUGGACUGGAACUAAUUAGUACAUGUAAGAAUUGCUAGUUUUUCAUCUUGUUAAUUUCGAGUCACCUGAAAAAUAAACGUCAACUGGUUUAUGUUCCUGGAA
Molecule: messenger RNA, 2183 nt
Organism: Sorghum bicolor (sorghum)
Lineage: Eukaryota; Viridiplantae; Streptophyta; Magnoliopsida; Poales; Poaceae
Product: serine/arginine repetitive matrix protein 1
Exons: 1
Coding region: 16-1917 (633 amino acids)
Source: RefSeq, a predicted model, not a curated record